This is a messenger RNA of Lytechinus pictus (painted urchin), 1377 nucleotides long. RefSeq lists its product as uncharacterized. Bases 1 to 1377 code for a protein of 458 amino acids. Gene Ontology annotation, biological process: transmembrane transport. The transcript has 5 exons. The record is from RefSeq and is a predicted model, not a curated record. Gene Ontology annotation, cellular component: membrane. NCBI's taxonomy places the organism in Eukaryota, Metazoa, Echinodermata, Echinoidea, Temnopleuroida, Toxopneustidae. Gene Ontology annotation, molecular function: monocarboxylic acid transmembrane transporter activity.
AUGGGGCAUAAUCGUGAGUCACAAGAUAAAUGGAAGUACCUGAUCGUUUUUAGUAAAUUCGUCGUCCAGUUCGUUGAGGUAGCGACAGUGAAGUCGUUCGGAGUGUUGAUCCCCACCAUGUUAGAUGUGUUCUCAAUUGAUGCCUCGUCACUUAUGUUACUAGCCCUAGCUUGUAGCAUGCCGGCUUCCAUGAUGGCGUUUGGAUCUCUACCUAUGGCGUAUGUACUCAAGAGUGCUUUUAUCUCACCUCGAGCGAUGGCUGUUACGGGAGCUAUUACAUCGUCUUUAGGAAUCAUCAUUUCUGGUUAUCUGACUUCUGUAUUUGCUCUGGGAUUCUGCCUUUCGAUAACAGGAUUAGGACUCUCAAUGGUAUACAUAACAGUCAAAGUCUUACUCAACGACCACUUCCCGGAGAAUUUCGUUCUUGUAAAUACGAUAGGCCAUCUCGGAAGCACGGUAGGCGCCCUGGUCGUACCGUUCAUCGUCGAGAGGGCGCUUCGCGCUUAUGGAUUCAGCGGUGCCAUGCUCAUUCUUGGAGGUAUCAGCAUGCAUGCCAUUCCUAUCAGUGUUUAUCUCAAGCAGACUAGAAGAGCAACAUUCGUAAAGUCGGCAAAGGCAAUUGACUCUUGCCAAAAACCUUUAAUCGACGGUGAUGACUGCGACCGUGAGAGCACUGAGGUGAUUGCAACCCACGAUGAAGAAUCACGCAGCAUUUUACCACAAACAGACGAAUCACAGAAUCGACGAAAGCAGCGUUGGGCGGUUCGAUUGUGGCAUUCGGUUCAAGGUUGCAUCAUCAUCCAAGAACCGCUUUUAUUACUGUCAUUACCUUGCCUUCUGCUCUCAGCAGUUGUUGUAAAUUCGUGGAUUCUAUUCCUUGUCCCACGGGCGGUAUGGCAUGGAAUACCUGUCUCAAAGGCCGUCUUACUAUCAUCUCUAGCCGGCGCUGGGGGGUUUAUUGGACGGAUAAUGUCCAUCAUAUUUCUCUUCCUUAAAAUUGACUUCAUCUUAGUUUUUCUGAUCUUCGGCGUGAUAUCAACAACUGUUUUCUUACUCGAUCCACUGUUGACGUCAUUCCCUGUCAUGUGCGUCGCUGCCUUCCUUCAGGGAGUGUGUGUCUUCAGCUUUGUGAUUUCUUACGCUGCGCUCCUAAAGGGUUCCGUCUCCAAUGAGAACUUUACGGUUGGAUCUGGAAUCUUUGGUUUUGUGGCAGGCCUUGGUGGCAACAUCGGGAGUCUAAUGUCAGGUGCGAUCAAAGAUAAGACGGGAUCCUACACGACAGUCUUCCUUACUCUUGGAUUUAUUAACUGUCUAGUAGUGUUGCUCACCAUUGCCUUCCUUGUUGCUCGACAUAGAUGGACUCGUCUAAAAUCCUAG